This is a messenger RNA of Bactrocera oleae (olive fruit fly), 4465 nucleotides long. The record is from RefSeq and is a predicted model, not a curated record. NCBI's taxonomy places the organism in Eukaryota, Metazoa, Arthropoda, Insecta, Diptera, Tephritidae.
GUUUCUUUUAGACUACAAGGAGAAAAGGUGUUGUGUUAUACGGUUUAAACGCGUACGAUUGCAUAUGGCGGAAAUUUUUUGUUUUUAUUUUUUUCUACUAUAUAAAAAUUUGAAACGAAACGAGUGCGAUAAUCAUCAAACAGACUAGUUAGUGUCGAAAUAAAACGAAUCUUAAAGGACCGGCUAUAAAGCAUAGACGUGUUUAAGUGGAAAACGCAUAAAGUGAAGUGUAAAUAUUUUCAAAUUCACUAUAUUUUUACAAUAUUUUUCGUAUAUAUGUAUGCAUGUAAUAGAGAGUGUAAGCGUAUUAGUUCAUUCAAUCGUCGCCUCCAAAAAUUCCUUUGUGUGCAGCGGUAAUGAGUGUAUGUGUGUAUUUGACUCUUAUAUACAUAUAUUUGUGUGCGUUCCGCUUUCCGAACUGUUGCGCACACCUUAAAAGUGGCUGGUAGCCAAAAGCAGUCACUGAACGGCGACGAGCGCGGUGCCAGAAGCAGAAUCGACAAUGGCGGUGACGCCGGCAGCGACUGCUGUUGAACGCGAUCAAAAGCAAAAACAAUAAAAGUGUAAAUACAUAGGUAGCAGCAGACAUUUGUGUAGAUGGAGACGGAAGCGAAGACGGUGACUGAGUGUUAUGAGAUAAAAGACGAAGCAGCAACAAAAGCAGAUAAAAGUGGCUGUAGAAAGGAAUAGAAAAUAAUACGUGUAUAUAUGUAAAAUGCUUAUGCUUUUAUUAGAAAUAUAGAGUUUUCUCACAGUGAGACAGGAUUAAUAUGCGAAAUGAAAAGGAACGGAGUUACGGCAAAAAAUAUUGCAUAUAAAAAUUAUUUGUGGAAAAAGAGUUGCAUAAAAGUUGUGUGCAGACAUUAUAUAUGAGUUAUUUAUGCAUAAAUAUAUUGAGUAUUAGCGCAUAUAUUUCGAUACAGUUAACUUUUGUUUGAUAGACAAUUUUUCCAAGUUUUACAACGUCAUUCUUAUUUAACACUUGUUUAGUCUUUGACCACCUAAAUCAUAAAUACGCAAUUAUUUGAAAAAUCACCAUAAAUAAAUAAAUAAAUGUGCAUUUCGAGUAAAGUACUUGUUCAAAUACUCAAAUGUAGUGUAAGGUUAACAGCGGGAGCGAUAACAAUCAAAAAUGAAUUAUAAUUAAAGCAGCAUAACAAUAGUGUUUCCGCGUCGACGUUGGCGUCAACGUACCCAACGCUAGCAGCAUCGUAAAUGCCUGCUCUGUAUUCUUGCCUUUGAAUCUAUAUUAGGUUUUUUGGGGCAGUAUGUUUGAUCAAUUGUGCAAAUUAAUUUCAUUUAUUUUUUCAAUAGGUUUAUAACAUAAUAUUAUUUACAAUAUGUUAAUGAUUCUGUAUAAAAAUUUCAUAUUAAUGAAUUCUAUGUAAUAAAUUAUUCCACUUAAAACCGCAAGAAAUAAACACAACCUCGUUUUGUGUCUGAAAAUAGACGAGUGCAUAAAUUUUUAUUAAUAUAACUAGCAGCUUAAUGUAAACCGCAAAGGGAAGUGACAAAAAUAAGCUAACAAACACAUAGCCCCAGAGCAUAAAAUGUCUGAGGGGACUUCUACAGCCGUCGCCGCCGUUGCCGUUGCCGUUGUGGUAGCCAACACUGCACAAGCACAGCAAAAUGGUCGCUAUCGUGCAUAUUGCGAUUUCUGUACCCAGUUGUUUACUAUAUAUAUAUGUAUAUAUUAACUUUUAGUAUCAUCAACUACAUAUGUACAUAUUUGCUUGUCUUAGCGAAGUAGUACAUAAAACAAUUUCAUUUUACUGCAAAUGAGCACGCGUCGUCUUGUUUUAUAUGCAAAUCAUACGCAUUGCUAUACUAUGCCGCGCUGCGCUACUUUGCUUUGUCCGCGACGCUGAUGAAGUCAAGUGAAUCGGGUGAAGUGGUUGCAAAGCUGCUGACGACGGCAAUCAAAGUGACUUGAGUGUGCUGAAAUGAAGUUUUUGUAAGUUGUUGCGGUAAAGAGUGGGCUCAAGGGGCGGCAAUCAUGCAAAGUUUUGUCUGUGUUCUCCAAGUUUGCUGUGGUUCCUUUGAGCUGAAAAAUACAUUUAAAAAAUAUAUAAAAGUUUAUUUAACAUAAUUUUACACAAACAACAACAGUAUUUUUGUAGUCACAGAACAGAGAAAGCGUUUGAGUUUACAAAGUGAUAUUUCUACAAAACAAGAUUAAAGAUUAUUGCAUAAUUUCGCCGUAAAGCGAAACGCCUUUUUAACAAACAAACAAAAAAGUAAAAAAAUAUAUAUAAUAAUAAUUUAUAUUUAACGACGACACGCGCAAAGCAGCAAAAGCCGAUAAGUGAAACGAAAUUCAAAGAGCCAUACAUAAAAAAUAUUAUUAAUACAUAAAUUAAUAAACGUGUGUGUGAAACAUAUCUUUGAAUAAGAUUUUAGUUUUUUUAUUUAUAUUUUGUACGUGCAAAAAAAAUUUUGUUUGCCAAUUUUUGUUGUUGUUUUAAACACGAACACACAAAACGACGGCGGCGGCAGGCAAACUCUUAUAUUUGCCUACCGAGAGGGAAGUAAAAAAUUUAUGCUUAAAUGGAUGCAACAUCAAUAAUCACACAAGUCUCACGCGACGAUGAGCAGUUAAACGUGUGUCCAAAUGAGAAAGAUGAUGUUGAACGUUUGAAACCACCAAAACGCGGCUUCUUUCAAUCGUUUCUAUGCUGCUGGCGACGUAAUCGUACGAAAACCAAUCAAAAUGGCACAUCAAUCGAUGGUUCCACAACACCGCCACCAUUACCGGACCAACAAAGGUACCUACUACCUCAGGUUAGGCACUCGGAUAUGCAUAAAAAAUGCAUGGUCAUCGAUUUGGAUGAGACAUUAGUGCACAGUAGUUUUAAGCCGAUUCCAAAUGCUGAUUUUAUUGUACCAGUGGAAAUUGAUGGCACCAUACAUCAAGUUUAUGUACUCAAACGGCCCUAUGUCGAUGAGUUCCUGCGAAAAAUGGGCGAAUUGUACGAGUGUGUUUUAUUUACAGCAUCACUAGCCAAAUACGCAGAUCCCGUUGCCGAUCUGUUAGACAAAUGGGAUGUGUUUCGCGCAAGACUGUUUAGGGAAUCGUGCGUUUAUUACAGGGGAAAUUAUAUUAAGGAUUUAAAUCGUCUUGGACGUGAUUUACAAAAAAUUGUCAUUGUUGAUAAUUCACCAGCGAGUUAUAUAUUUCAUCCAGAUAAUGCGGUUCCUGUAAAGUCAUGGUUUGAUGACACGAACGAUUCGGAGUUGCUUGAACUGAUACCGCUGUUUGAAAAGCUCAGCAAAGUCGAUUCUGUAUAUAGCGUUCUGUGCAAUUCCAAUAAUCCGCUGAAUAAUGUUGCGAAAAUUAACAACACGAAUCAACAGCAAAUGUCCAUGCCGCAGUCGCAGUUGCAGCAAACUGUGCAACAACAGCAACAAUUGCAAAUACAAACGGCACAUCCACAGAAUCAGCAGCAGGGAGGAGUGCAACAGACGAUCACAGCAACAACGGUAAUUACGCAAGCGACUACAAUAUCAGUACCGACAUUGCUGACGACACAGCAUCCACAUCAGUUGCAACAGCAGCAACAACAACAACAUCAUCAGUUGCAAACAAACCAGCAGCAGCAGCUGGAAGGUAGUCCGCCAAAUCCGCCCGAUUUAAGUAAUAAAACGUAACAUCAGUGGGAAUUGAUGUUUAUUAAUAUAUAAUUUACGUUUUUUGCUUUUAAAUAAAUUAGCAGACACACAUACAUAUAUAUACAAACAAACAAAAAAUAUGUAUAUAAUAAACAUAUAAUAUUAAUAUUAUAUAGACAUAUACAUACAUAUAUAUUUAUAUGUAAACAAGAAAUUAUACAAUACACAAAUAAACAAAUUAACGCGCUACCUAUUCCCCCGCGAAAUACUUUCCUAUAACAAUUGCUGCAAUUUUUUUUUAUUAAGAAAAAAGAAAAAAACAAAAAAAAAAACAGAAAUUGAAUUAAUACUACUUAUAUAUAUACAUAUAUACACAUGCAAAUGUGAAACAAAUCGAAGAUAUAAAUAUGCUAUAAUGAGUAUAUGUAUGUAUUUAUAAAUAAUACAAACACACACAUGUAGGCUAAGUAUGUAGCAAAGAAUUGCAUAUACAAACACAUCAAACAUAGUACAUACAACAUACUUAUAUACCAACAACAAAUUAACAGAAGAUGCUGAACAAGUUUAUAAUUAUUAUUAAGUGCAGCUGUAAAGCAUUACAUACAUACAUAACUACAUACAUACAUACAAGUAAUAAGUCAGGCAAAUGCAUACAAAUGUAACCCACAACCACCAAACAAAAGUAGCAGAAGCAGCAAAAAGUAAAAGUAAUAGAUAGUAGGGCAAAGUAGAAUCAGCGGCGUGUAAUAAAUUAUAGCUGUAGGUGUGAAAUGUGUGAAACGAACUCUUUGAAAAGUGCAGACGUGUGCGUGUAAGCGAAAAAAACGAAAUGAAAGACGAAUGCAAACAAAAAAAA